Eriocheir sinensis (Chinese mitten crab) is the source of this 2090-nucleotide messenger RNA. RefSeq lists its product as uncharacterized. The coding region runs from base 143 to 1675 and encodes 510 amino acids. Lineage: Eukaryota; Metazoa; Arthropoda; Malacostraca; Decapoda; Varunidae. The transcript has 2 exons. The record is from RefSeq and is a predicted model, not a curated record.
AGACAAGCUGUGUGGACUAUUGUUUGGGUCAUUGCUACGCACGUGACUCGGAUUCGCAGGGAAGUGAGAGGGAAACGGGAUCCCCAGAACGCGUCGCCAGCCUCAGUCAGCGCGAGGUGACGGGUGCGGUGACAGCGGCGAGAUGACACCAACAGCAGCUCUCUGGUUAAUACUGUGCUCGGCUGCCUUGGCGUCUGGUGCAAGGCUGCCACUGGACGAAGAUCCUUACCCAGCACAACGGUCACCAGCAGGUCUUCCGGUGGAGCCCGUGCAAGAGGAGGACCAGCGACGUGACCUGAAUUCCUUGCAUGGUUAUGGGCCCACUCGCGAGGAUGGGAACGAUGAGGCUGCCGUUGGACCUUCCUCUUACCCUGCACAACAGUCUCCAGGUCUUCCGGUGGAGCCCGUACAAGAGGACCAGCGACGUGAUCUGAAUUCCCUGUAUGGUCAUGGGCCCACACGCGAGGAUGGGGAGGAUGAAGCUGCAGGUGACCAAGUGAGAAUUAACAGCCACGGAUCUUCCUCUCCUGCUACGAUGCUUGGCGACUCCAGGGAUGACACUCUUGACGGCGAUGACAUGGACGAACACAACCAAAACGGAGAUUAUGAGGAUGACGACGAGGAAUAUAACGACGACGCAAGAUACGACGAUGACGGUAAUGAUGGUUUUGAAGAGUACUCCUAUUACGAUGACGCAGACUACUAUGACGACGAUGAUGAUAACGGUGAUGAUGAAGAUGAAGAAAAUAUUGAAAAUGCGGUGUACGGGUACGGCUCCGAAGAUCUCCCUAAUAGAAUCACGAACUGUACUGACCUUGGAGAUGGUUCACUGUUAUGCUUCCAAAACGACGUCGAAGAUGUAGAACAAGGUGGCGAGCGUGAGCCUCCGAACGGUGACGACACAGGGAGGAUGGACGAAAGGGCACGGUGGGACUUUCUAAUCAAUGACGAUGAAGCGAAGGAGGAUGAAUACACUGACGACGAAGACGAGGAUGAGGACGACGAGGACAGCGAUGGCAUAACUGAUAAUGAAAAUGAUGAAGAAACUGAUGAAAACAGCACUCCAUUCCCUGUACCCGUGUCCGAUGAUAGAUUGAAGCCAGACCUGUACUUCCCGGACAGUAUCCCAACCAUUGCACGUGCUUAUCAAGUAGACAGCGAGAGUAUUGCCCGCGAGGAACCAAACGAUGAAAGCGGUACUUCCAUCGUAGCAGAAAACCGAAAUCAGGACUCGAAGCUACAGAACAAGUGGUUUGAACACGACUCUGAAGGCACCGGAAGAACCUCACCCCACGAAAUCCCUUUUGAAGAAGUUUAUGAGUUAGUAAUGCACUCCAAUCAAGUCAGCGAGGAAGAUAAACAGCAUAUUGCGUCCCUAGAGCGGUUGAGGCGACAUGUGAACCGGCUCGGCGGGCUGGAAACCCCUCAUUCGAAGUCUCUAGUUCAUCACAUCGUCAAGAGACAACUGACCGGUUCCGAGGCCUGCGUGGUAUUCAGGCGGCGUCGACGGCGAGCGGCAUCGGAGGCUGAAGUGAGGGAAAGAGGAUCGAGGAGCAGACGGGGUAUUGGCAACGUGGGCAAGAGUCUGGAGCAAGGAAGCCCACGUGUCCGGCAGCUCUUCAAUCAGUAUAAGGCAAUGUGUGACUUCAUGUCUCUGUCUGUUUUUGAAAAGUAGAAUUUGUAGAGGACUUGGAGGGUGUAGUGGUAAUUGGUGCUUCCAUGAAUGUCUUAACACUUAAACUGCUUGUAUCAUUGUUGUUAUUGCGUUAAUUGCUUAAAGAAAGAGAGUGGUCUUUCUGUACACGUCCAACAAAACAACUAAUGAUCAUGAGUGUUAAAAUCAAAUCUCACACGACCCUACUUGUUAAAUAAGACUUUGUUAUAUGUGUGGCUGCGUGUAAGCGAUGCAAAGGUCAUCGCCCUAUAGAUAUUUAGUUUCUCAUCGGUAUUUCUUGAAGUUUAUGUGGCUGUCUCAUUGGUGAAACAAAUGUGCGUUGCUAUGGAGGUUUGAAUAUGAAUUAAAAGGCCAUAAAAAAGAUCAUAAUAAAAACUACUGAAGUGAAUAAAUAGUUUCUGCUGUUUGAACUUAA